This is a messenger RNA of Sander lucioperca (pikeperch), 3040 nucleotides long. RefSeq names its product mitochondrial calcium uptake family, member 3a (gene micu3a). The transcript has 17 exons. Gene Ontology annotation, cellular component: uniplex complex. NCBI's taxonomy places the organism in Eukaryota, Metazoa, Chordata, Actinopteri, Perciformes, Percidae. Gene Ontology annotation, biological process: calcium import into the mitochondrion; mitochondrial calcium ion homeostasis. Gene Ontology annotation, molecular function: calcium ion binding. The coding region runs from base 73 to 1566 and encodes 497 amino acids. The record is from RefSeq and is a predicted model, not a curated record.
UGCUGCCCGCAAAGUUAUAAUCACGCCAGCACAGCAGCGGCAGCAGCAGCAGCAGCUACAACAACAGCAGUAAUGGCCGCUUUCCGCAGAGUGGCAGCGCUGGCCGGUAAGCUAAACCUCUUGUCGGCGGCAAGAAACGAGCUCGUCGGUGGUCAAACGGCCAGUGGAGGAGGAACACGGAGGUGUCUGGCUGUCGGGAUGUGUCUUGCAACGGGAGGCGCCGUGGCGCUUUACUUCUACAACGAUAUGACGAGCGGCAGAGGCAGGAAGAGGAUGGGGAGUCACAGCAUCAACGGUUUGCUACCGUCCAUCCCGACCGUUGAAGCCAAGGAGAAGGCACGUCUGUUUGACUUUGAGGAUGGAGACGUGUACAUGUCGUCCCAUGAGCAUCGCUUCCGCAUGUUUAGCUCUGUGGAGUAUGAUGGGCAGCUGUACAUGACUCCACAGAACUUCAUCGAGUCGGUCACCAUGAACGAACCUAGAAACAAGAGGCCCUGGAGGUCCCUGGCCAAACAGGAGCUGGAAAAGGUUUUGUCAGAAACUCCCCCAGUAUGGAGAGGAUCCUCCAAACUGUUCCGCAACCUGAGAGAACGAGGCAUCAUCUCAUACACAGAGUACCUGUUCCUGCUCUGCAUCCUGACAAAGCCCCAUGCUGGCUUCAAGAUUGCUUUCAAUAUGUUUGAUGCAGACGGCAACCAGAUGGUGGACAAGAGGGAGUUCUUGGUGCUUCAGGAGAUCUUCCGGAAGAAAAAUGAGAAGAAAGGGAGAAAAGGAGAUGCUGAGAAGUCGGCACAGUUGAGUAUGCAGCUCUAUGGAUAUCAGGUUGCCCCCAUGAACAGCGUGCUUAAAAAAGACAGUCAGGAGUUUGUGGCGCGGAGUUACUGGGACGUUCUGAGGCGAAGCGCCAGUCAAGUCCUCUUUUCUGACCUGGCGGAGGAUUUUACUCUCGAGCGAGCAGAUGAGAGUAUCACGAUUGACACCACCCUGUUGGUCCAUUUCUUUGGGAAGAAAGGGAAGGCAGAGCUCACAUUUGAUGACUUCUACAGGUUUAUGGAUAACCUUCAAACAGAGGUGCUGGAAAUUGAGUUUCUGACCUACUCUAAAGGGAUGACCACCAUCAGUGAGGAAGACUUUGCCAAAAUCCUGCUUCGCUUCACCAAUGUGGAGAACAUCAGUGCCUACCUGGAGAAUGUCCGCCAGUGUAUACCUGACGAGAAGAAGCAGGAGGGAAUCACUUUUGAUGAGUUCAGAUCAUUCUUCCAGUUUCUCAACAACCUCGAGGACUUUGCCAUUGCCAUGCAGAUGUACAAUUUUGCUUCCCGCUCCAUUGGACAAGAUGAGUUCGCACGAGCGGUGUAUGUGGCCACUGGGCUGAAGCUGACACGUCACCUUGUACACACCAUCUUCAAGAUCUUUGACGUGGAUCAUGAUGACCAGCUCUCCUAUAAGGAGUUCAUUGGAAUAAUGAAGGAUCGGCUGCACAGGGGAGGCAGGGGCUAUAAAUCUCUGGAGCGCGCCACAUCUUUUAAAUCCUGUCUGAAGAGGGAGCUGGCAGGCAGCAGGUGAAGGGCCGACACCACACCUCCUUCUCCGCCUGUGUUCGCUCUGGGGCCAGAAGACAAGUGCACCAGCUCUGGAAGAGGUACACAGAGAAGCUGUAGAGGAGGAGGGAGAAAGAAGGCAGAAAAAAACAUGAAGGAAAAAGUGUGAUGAUGGCAUAAAGUAAAACUUGAGCUCUGACUUUUAUAGCCAGUGGCGUGGGUUAACAUUGUGUUUUUAAGGGCAGAUCUCCAUUCCACUUCCAAAGCAACUACAAUAACUACAAGCAUGCCUGCACACGGCUGACUGACACUCUGUAUCACUGUAUGAUGAUAAUGAGCAACAUAUCUCCUGUUCUGGUUCCUGUUUUCUCAGCCGUCUUGAUCUGAUGCCAAAGUACAUUACGAUUUACAGUGUAUAUAACGAAGAUUAGACUAUGACUUUAAUCUCCAAGCAUGGCACCUCCUCAACAGUCAGUAGAACUGCAACUAAUGAUUAUUUCUAUUUUGGAUAAAUCUACCUUUUUUAAAAGCUAUGAAAAAAAUUUUAUAACAAUAAUAUAUAGCUAUAACUAAGCAAGUUACAGCAUGUUUAAAGUUCUACCAGCCAAAUUAUAUUUUCACUUAAUGAACGACAUUUCCCAUUACUAAUUAAAACUAUAUAUAUAUGCCUUUUUAGGUAAUAAUAAUUAGCUGAACUGCUGCACUACAAACUGUAACAACUUAAAGAGCACAACAGUAUUAAAAAAACUAAUGUAAUUAACUAACAGUAAUGUUAGUUAAUAUAUAGCAGAAGACUGAAAUUGUGGGAAUGAACGAACAUGUUAAUAUGUAUUGUCUUCACCUCUUUAUAAUUAUCUGUCUUUUUUUACUUACAUUUUGUUUGAUCUCAUCUAGCCAGUUGAUGUGAUGCUUUGCACUAAGAGAGUAUAUAAACACUAUUGCUACAGUAAGGAUGCUAUAUUAUCCUAAUAUAACUACAGCACCGAUUUAUUUGACCUGGAUUUGACAUCGGAUGGGAUUUUGUAAUCUAGUAAUUGUAUUGUAAUUUCAAUAUUUGACAUGUCUUGAACCUGUUUUGUGUCUUAGUUGCAUGUAUGACAAUAUAUGUCUAUAUAUGACAUAGAUGUCCACAUAGGUGCCUUCUUUCCAUUCCCUUUGUCAUCCGAAAUUUUUUUUUAGCACUAUGGAGCUUUUAACAGUAACAGAAAAACAUGUGCAUUGAUUGCAUUAUAUGUAGGCAUACUGUCUGUGAUUAUCACCCAAUCUUUAAUGUUGUAAUAUAUUAGAAAUCAUUUAAAUUUUAUUUUUGAAUGUCUUGGUGUGAAAUAUGGAAUAUUUUUUGAAUAUAUCGAAAUUAAGGAACUCUAGACAUGAAAAAAAUGGAAUGUUACUCCUCAUAAUGUAAAUUAUUCUCAUCAUGUUGCAAUAAUUAAUGUAUUGGUCACCUCAGUGGACCUGGUGGAUUAAUGUUCAUGCAUGAAUAAACUAUUUUAAGAAUA